Messenger RNA from Arctia plantaginis, 1152 nucleotides. The record is from the annotation of a GenBank genome assembly. NCBI's taxonomy places the organism in Eukaryota, Metazoa, Arthropoda, Insecta, Lepidoptera, Erebidae.
AUGGGUCACCAAUUUGAUUCAAUGUCAGAUGCCCAGUUGCAAGCUAAACUAGCUGCAGCUGGGUUUCCAGUUUUGCCUAUAACAGCGACUACUAGACCUCUGUUGAUGAAAAAAUUGCAAUCAGGACUUGUUAGCAAAAAUUGCCAAGAAACCCCUAAAUAUUACACAAUGGUUGAUCGAGUCUACUCCAUGUCAGAUGUAGAACUGCAAAAGGCAUUAGUUGAGUUCGGAUAUCGGAUAAUGCCUGUCACAGCUACCACCAGAAAAGUGUUGCUGAAAAAGUUAAUUUCAAUUUAUGAUGGGACGUCGACUGCUCGUAAAACAGCUGCAAAUAAUAGCAGUAAAGAAUUUUGUUUUAACCCAUCUACCCUGAGCCGUCCGGAUUAUAAAUUCGCUCCUAACCUGUCUUCGUUGAAGUCUAGUGUCUCAGAGGCUGAUAUUAAUAUAUUUGGAAUUGAUAGGAAAACUACUACUGAACAAUUUAGACCAUCUUUUGAGCCUGAAGCAAACAAGAAUCCUUUAUUGUAUAAUAAUGAUACUCCAGCAACACUGGAUCAAUUGCCAUCACGAACCAAAGACUGUAACAUGAGGAAUAUGGAUGAUUAUGAAAAGAAUAUAAUUGACAUGUUCCAGACAUUUAGCAGUCAGCAAGACAAACGCUUUCGUGAAAUGUUAACAAACAUUAACACUACAAGGCAAGACAUGUUCCAGAACUUAUCGAAUCAGCAGGAAGUACGCUUCCGGGAAUUAUUGACUGACCUGAAUUGUGCUAGGCAAGAAAUAUACCAGACAGUCUCGAUUCAGCAAGAAAAAUGUUUUAAAGAACUGCUGACUAAUCUUAACUCAACGAGGCAAAAUAUGUUUCAAGAAUUAUCAAAUCAGCAGGACAAACGUUUUAAUGACCUGAUUGCCAGCCUUCAGAGUACAAAAGAUGACGUGUGUCAGUUGCUGUAUGAUCAGCGAGAGAAACAGUUUGAAGAGUUACUAUCAAAUGUGAAUCGUAUAAAAGUGGAAAAGGCGAUACUUACAAAACUGUUAAUAAUUUAUCGUCAAAAUACGACGAAGUACUUCUCCGACUACAAAAAACAGAUGCUGAAAAAAGAGAUGGUGAGGAAAACAUUCAGAGACUACAAAAGAAGUUGGAUAUAUUAG